GUGGGAAACAGGUUAACCGAAGUAUUUAAGAGCAGGUGGAGGUGCAGGUAUCUGAGCUGUGUUGAGAUGAAGAUGACAAGGAAGAUGAUCCAUAUACUCAGUGUAGCAUUUUCCAUCGCUCUUCUAAUGAGAGGAUGUGACGCACAACUGGAUGUGUGUGGCAGAGCAUCUCUCAACACAAGGAUCGUUGGAGGACAGAGUGCAGUGGCUGGUGCUUGGCCGUGGCAGGUCAGCCUUCACAGGAGCAGUCGCCAUUUCUGUGGUGGAUCACUCAUCAACAAAGAAUGGGUUCUGACUGCAGCUCACUGCUUUGACAAUGGCCUAACCAGUGGCCUAACUGUGUACCUGGGCCGACAGACACAGGUAGGAACAAAUCCAAACGAAGUGUCCAGCAGUGUCUCUGAAAUCAUAAAACAUCCAGGCUACAUUAGCAGCACUCAUGACAACGACAUCACUCUUCUGCAUCUGUCUUCACCGGUGACAUUUACUGACUAUAUCAAACCAGUCUGUCUGGCUUCAUCAAGCAGUACAUUCUUCAACCGCACUGUGAGCUGGGUCACUGGAUGGGGAGACAUUAGGACAGACGUUUCCCUGCCUUCACCGCAAACUCUACAGGAAGUGCAAGUGCCUGUUGUUGGAAACAGGCAGUGUAAGUGUCUUUAUGGAGUCUCAACAAUCACUGACAACAUGAUAUGUGCCGGACUAAUAGAGGGAGGGAAAGACUCUUGUCAGGGUGACUCUGGUGGUCCUAUGGUCAGCAAGCAGGGCUCGAUCUGGGUCCAGUCUGGAGUUGUGAGCUUCGGCAGAGAUUGUGCUUUAGCUAACUUUCCUGGUGUGUAUGCCCGAGUGUCUAAGUACCAGAGCUGGAUCAAUGAGAAGAUCACUACUAGCCAGCCGGGCUUUGUUACAUUCACCUCCAAUGGUACAGAUGGUGAUCUGGCAAUUAGCUGUAGUGGUGUGCCUGCAAUUCCCACAACCACUGUCGCCACUACAACAACUACAACCGUUGCACCUGUAGUGUGUGGAAGUGCCAAACUGAACACCCGCGUUGGAGGAAACAGCUCCCUCGCCUCUUCCGGUGUUUGGCCUUGGAUGGCAAGCCUGCAAUUUAACGGCAGUCAUGUUUGUGGAGGAACGCUGAUUGCUCAACACUUUGUCAUGAGCUCUGCCAGCUGCUUUACCAGAUCCACCAAUGCCUCUGACUGGACUGUGAUCCUGGGCCGUCUGAAUCAGAACGGCUCCAAUCCCAAUGAGGUCUCUAUAAAAGUGGCCAAUCUCACACUCAGCAAUGGUACAGGUGACAACGUUGCAGUCUUGCAGCUGGCUGUCGCACCAAACCUCACAAAUUUCAUUCAGCCUAUAUGUGUGGACAUAGGAGGCAAUACCUUCAGCGCUAACACUCAGUGCUGGGUGGCAGGAUGGGGCUCAGGAGCAGGAGGAGUGUUUCAAACUCUUCAGGAUUACCAGACCUCUGUUGUGAGUUGUGGAAACUCAUCCUCAGACAACAGUAUUUGUACAAGCUCCUUGAACUUACAGCAGGGUGAUCAGGGCGGUCCGCUGAUGUGUAAGCUGGGUCAGUCGUGGAUCCAUGCUGCUGUUUUGACCAUACCAACACUGACCAACAGCACCUCAUCCCGCUCUGCUCGUGCUCCAGAUGUCCAGGUCUUUACUAAAACCUCCAGCUUUGUCCCAUUCCUGACAUCUGUUGUGGGUUCUUUCCCUUUAAAAGCCACAAACUCCACAAGUUCAACUACAAGUGCAGCAACCAACCCAACCCUAGGAACCUCUAAUGGGUCACAAACAUCUUUUCCCUUCUGUUUCACUGUUUCAGUCCUCUUACCUGCACUUACGGCUCUUAAAAUCUUUCAUCAAAGCGGAGUCUUUGAGUAGAUUUAUUAAUUUUGAAUGUUUAUGUAACUAUUCACACACACAUAAUAGAUGUCUUCAAUGUGCUUGCUAUGACUGAUUACAUAAUCAUACAACAUAAGUGUUGGGCACAUAAUUAAUUUUUACUACACAAAUGUGAACAUUUAAAAUCUCUAUUGUUAUCUCAGACCACGAAGCUGCUUCCUGUUGUUCUAACACUGCACAAUUACACCGUAUGACUUUACACUGCUGGUAACAAGUGCAUAGCUAAUAAUUUUUGUAACCUUGUGGUUUACUUAUAUUUACACCGUAGCAGUUGCAGCAUGUAGUUGUUAUUCAGCUUGGCACUUUAUGGAAAUUUCCCAUUUGAGUGGUUCAGUUCUAAUACUUACUCUACCGUAGCUUAACUAACAAGUACCUCAAACUGUACCACAUUUAGGACAUUACUGUAAGUUAAAUAUAUUAAAGAAUAGAAUAUAUCCAUUUUAUUAUUGUU
Messenger RNA from Carassius carassius (crucian carp), 2362 nucleotides. Its product is annotated as transmembrane protease serine 9-like. Gene Ontology annotation, biological process: proteolysis. Gene Ontology annotation, molecular function: serine-type endopeptidase activity. The record is from RefSeq and is a predicted model, not a curated record. Bases 67 to 1890 code for a protein of 607 amino acids. NCBI's taxonomy places the organism in Eukaryota, Metazoa, Chordata, Actinopteri, Cypriniformes, Cyprinidae. The transcript has 10 exons.